Molecule: messenger RNA, 1326 nt
Organism: Oryzias melastigma (Indian medaka)
Lineage: Eukaryota; Metazoa; Chordata; Actinopteri; Beloniformes; Adrianichthyidae
Product: fibroleukin
Source: RefSeq, a predicted model, not a curated record
AGGGGAGUUUUGGCUGGGAAACGAUCACAUCCACCUGCUGACAAAAGGCAAAGACAUGAUUCUGCGUAUCGAGUUGGAGGACUUUGAAGGAGUUCGGGAAUAUGCGAAAUAUGACCAGUUCUACGUGGCUAACGAAUUCUUACACUACCGACUGUCAAUCAGCGGAUACAGCGGGACUGCCGGCAACGCCAUCAGCUUCAACAAGCACUUCAACCACGACCAGAAGUUCUUCUCCACGCCGGACCUCGACAACGACAUGUACCCCUCUGGAAACUGCGGCGCCUACUACAGCUCCGGCUGGUGGUUCGACGCCUGCAUGUCCGCCAACCUGAAUGGGAAAUACUACCACAAGAGGUACAAGGGAGUCCGGAACGGGAUCUUCUGGGGAACGUGGCACAACAUGUCCACAGAGUACUACCCUACCAACUACAGGCAGGCCUUUAAAACUGUCAAGAUGAUGAUACGGCCCAAAAACUAUGCUCCUUAAGUGGAUAUGUUCACAAAAAUUCAAUUUGUACAUCUUUCCACUGGCAAACACAGCAAACUAAGCCAAUAAAAGCAGUACCAACAAGGAUUGUUAAAAAUCUUAACGUUUUAUGAGUUUUUCUACUUUAGUGAGCCUGGAUUUCAUAGUAAAAGAGAAUGACCUGUGAACAAGGAUGAUAAUAAGAAAACACACAUGCCAUAAUAUCACAUGUGAAGUUAACACAAGCAAUUUCUCAUCCGUCUGACAUUUCUACACUUGCCGUCCUGCUGCCUCCCGCUAUAAACCCAGCUGAGUCGCAGCACAGCACACUCCAGCAGUAAAAACUAAUGACCUAUCAUUUUCUCUGCUGUAAAUGACUCCAUAAUUAACAGCAGCCACCCAAGUGAGGUAUAUGAAAGCUGAUGAUACCUUCAUUUUAAAAAUAUGAAAUUAAUCCUGAAUAGACAUCCUGCUGCGAACAGAGUCAAAAUGUUGCAUUAUUUUUCCUGCACAUUCUGGCACCACUAGCUUAACUACAACAGAAACAGCUUGCCAAUGGAUUAUCUUCCCCAAACAAUAUGAAGCGUUCUGGUCAAAAUCGUGCAGUCGGAAAAGAUUCCCCCUGAGUGCUACACACACUGUAUUAUUGAUUCUCUGGGAAAUUGUUCCUGACAGCAGCUACUGAGCAUGACAUUAAACAGUUCCAAGUGUUUUUCUAACCUUAUCCUGAGUGCGCCUAUCUCUGCUGCACACCUCUUGAUGUCAUACAACAUUCUUUAUCUCUAAGCUAACUCACUGUGUGUACAAUACUGCUACCUAAUGUUUGAAAACUGUACAGCAUCAUAUUGUAUGAUCCAUUU